Molecule: messenger RNA, 2057 nt
Organism: Pyricularia oryzae 70-15
Lineage: Eukaryota; Fungi; Ascomycota; Sordariomycetes; Magnaporthales; Pyriculariaceae
Product: tubulin gamma chain
Exons: 7
Coding region: 124-1512 (462 amino acids)
Biological process (GO): mitotic sister chromatid segregation; meiotic spindle organization; mitotic spindle organization
Cellular component (GO): nucleus; gamma-tubulin complex; centrosome
Molecular function (GO): GTP binding; structural constituent of cytoskeleton
Source: RefSeq, a predicted model, not a curated record
CCGCAAAAUCGCGUUGCAGACGCGUUCGAGCUGGAGGGCAGCUCUCGAAACCAAGGAUCACAACGUCUGAUCAUUAUUCUACAGAGUAAACUUGCUGUAAUCAGCGCUUAAACAAACCACAAGAUGCCGAGAGAAAUCAUUACGAUCCAGGCUGGCCAAUGUGGCAACAGCAUUGGGAGUCAGUUCUGGCAGCAGCUUUGUCAAGAGCACGGAAUCAAUCAAGAUGGUAACCUGGAAGACUUUGCGACCGAGGGCGGCGAUCGGAAGGACGUCUUCUACUACCAAAGCGACGACACCAGGUAUAUUCCCAGGGCAAUAUUGAUUGAUCUGGAACCCCGGGUUAUCAACGGCAUACAAACGGGUCCCUAUAAAAACAUAUACAACCCAGAGAACUUCUAUGUCGGCAAAAAUGGUGUAGGCGCGGCCAACAACUGGGGUGAUGGCUAUCAGACUGGCGAGUCGGUUCACGAAGACAUUAUGGAGAUGAUUGAUAGGGAAGCAGAUGGAAGCGACUCACUCGAGGGCUUUAUGAUGCUGCAUUCGAUUGCUGGUGGCACAGGCUCAGGUCUGGGCUCAUUCCUCUUGGAAAGGCUAAAUGACCGAUUUCCCAAGAAGAUCAUACAAACGUAUUCGGUAUUUCCGGAUACCCAGAAUGCCGGAGACGUCGUCGUCCAUCCCUACAACAGCAUCCUAGCCAUGAGGAGAUUGACACAGAAUGCCGACUCGGUGGUGGUGCUGGAUAACGGCGCUCUCUCACAUAUUGCAGCCGAUAGACUCCACGUGCAAGAGCCGUCUUUUCAGCAGACAAAUCAACUGGUCUCUACUGUUAUGUCUGCCAGCACAACGACACUGCGAUACCCAGGCUACAUGCACAAUGACCUCGUCAGCAUAUUGGCGUCCUUGAUCCCUACGCCCAAAUGCCACUUCUUGAUGACAUCAUAUACUCCUUUUACGGGAGAUCAAGUCGAGCAGGCAAAGACGGUGCGCAAGACGACAGUUUUGGAUGUCAUGCGCAGGUUACUGCAGCCCAAGAACCGCAUGGUUUCAACGAUACCCGGGAAGAAGAGUUGUUACAUUUCAAUUCUCAAUGUGAUUCAAGGCGAAGUUGAUCCAACCGAUGUUCACAAGUCUUUGCUGCGCAUUCGUGAAAGGAGGUUGGCAACUUUUAUUCCUUGGGGACCGGCGAGUAUCCAGGUUGCUUUGACCAAAAGGAGCCCAUACAUACCAAUGAGCCACCGUGUCAGCGGUCUCAUGUUAGCCAACCACACCAGCAUUGCUACACUUUUCAAAAGGAUCGUAAGGCAAUACGACGGGAUGCGCAAGCGCAACGCAUUCAUAGAAGGCUACAAGAAGACACAGCCAUUCUCGGAAAACCUUGAUGAGUUUGACGAAGCGCGGCAAGUGGUCAGCGACCUUAUCGCAGAGUACGAAGCUGCCGAAGAUGCCAACUAUUUAAACCCGGAUGCCGGUGAGCCUGGCACCUCGGCCGAGACGGAUCGGAGAAUGGGGUGAAUACGUCUUCUAGCUGCGCGUCUCGUUCACUUGUUGCAAUUUCAAUACCCUGUCGGCGUUCUGGAUGUUGUCGUUCUAUGGGAUACAUGGUUUGCGAAGGAAAAUUGGUGGUUAUCAAGUCAAUCUUAGAGGCCAACACAUUCGACUCUAGACAAUUAUGACUGAAAAUGAAUGAUAAUUUCCUCUUGUUCAUCUCAAACCCCGGGCGAUAUUUCCAGCGCUUUUGAAACCAUUCGAGAUUCAUUGCAGGGGCGGGCAAAAAGCUGUAAGUCAUAAUCACAUGGUUUUCAUUGCCUUGCGAGGUCUUGUUCUCGAGCUUCAGGUGAUGCAAGUCAUUGGCUGUGAUUGCGACUGAUUAUAUUGUACAAAUUCGAACCCCAUACAUCCAACAUCCUAUUUCGACGCAUCCUUGGGCGUCUCCGACAGCCCUUCCUUCCCUUGCCUUCCAAUACCGCUCAUGUCAACGCCCGCGCCGACGGUGGCGGGUUCACGCAGCCCCGUGGACGAUGCAUCACCUGUAGAGAUGUCGGAUGCGAGCCUGCCCG